AUUCGAGUUGCAGAGAUAUAUAUAUAUAUAUAUACAUAAAAAAUAUUUUUAUUUAUAUAUAUAUCUUCAUAUUAUAUUUAUUUGAUUAUUUAUUUAUUUAUAUUUAUAUAUAUAUGAGUAAAUAAUAAACACCUCUGGUGACCUUAGAUUACGGAACCAAUCUUUUAAACCAUAAACCAAAAAAAGAAGGCCUUAGAGUAGUCCCAAACCGACGGUUCCCUCUCUUUCUCUCAGUCAAAAAUAUCUGAACCCUUUUCUUCUUUUCCCUUUUCAUUUUCUGGGUUUCUCUCAUUUUAUGCUAUAACUCUCGCCGGAGAAUCAUUUCUACUAUUUUCUUAUUCUUUUUGAAGUUCUGCGCACCUAUAUUGGUUUUUCUUUUUCCGGCCAUGACGACGUCCGGUGGCGGUGGCCCAAACGCUACUGCCUCGUCCAACGGUACUAGCCCGAGGCCCGCGGGACCAACUGCAACGCGGCGGCGCGUGAUUGACUUAAUGACCGAGGGCUGCGCCGACCGGACCUCAAACUUGUCAGACUCGCCGUCGCUCGAAGAAGAAGACCAUUACGAUCCUCCCGGCUCUAUUCCGUCCUCCGUUGGACCCCACCACCUCGGAUACCACCACCACCACCACCACCAUUACUGUCACCAUCACCACCCCGUGACCAAGUAUCUGCUGCUUCGCAGGCGCAUGUUCUCCUGUGUGCCUGAGAAGUGGUUGGUCCAUAUUGAGGAUGGUUUUUAUUGGAUGGCUGCGAUGGUUCAGUCGCUGAGAUCGGGGAAGAAUAUUGCCCGUAGGAUCUUUCUGGCUCUGAUAUUCAUGGCUGUCGUAUCGUUAUUCGUCAAGUUCUCUUUCCUGAGUAGCCACGUGGAUGUUGAUACCAAUGUUAAAGAGAGCAAUGGGCUUUUGAUCUUACAGACCUUCAAGGAUGACUCGGCCAUGGCUCAACAGGCCAUCACAGAGUCCCAAACUUCCAUGCCUAAACGAGUUCUGGAGAGGUUUUCUGCUCCAGAAAUAUGGAUGAGACCGAACAGUGACAAUUUUCACAAAUGCAUUGCUCGACCCAAGAAUCGAAUAAGAACAGGUUCUAAAACGAAUGGUUAUCUUCUUGUUCAUGCCAACGGUGGACUGAAUCAAAUGAGAACAGGGAUUUGUGAUAUGGUUGCUGUUGCAAAGAUCAUGAAUGCCACCCUUGUUCUUCCUUCUCUUGAUCACGAGUCAUUUUGGACUGAUCCAAGCGAAUUUAAGGACAUAUUUGACUGGAGACACUUCAUGGAAGUUUUGAAAGAAGACAUUGCAAUAGUUGAAUAUUUGCCUGCCCGCUAUGCAUCUAUGAAGCCCUUACUUAAGGCCCCUGUCUCCUGGUCUAAGGCUAGCUAUUACAGAAACGAAAUGAUUCCAUUGCUAAAGCGUUACAAAGUGGUAAAGUUUACUCAUACCGAUUCUCGCCUCGCUAACAAUGGACUUGCAUCCUCAAUUCAAAGGCUUAGAUGCCGUGCCAAUUAUGAGGCGCUUCGGUACUCGAAGGAUAUUGAGGAUCUAGGAAAGGUUUUGGUUGAUAGGCUGAGGAACAACAGCGAGCAAUAUGUUGCUGUGCAUUUAAGAUAUGAGAAAGACAUGCUUGCAUUCACAGGCUGCAGCCAUAACCUUACCUCAGAUGAAGGUGAAGAGCUCCGAGCUAUGAGGUAUAACGUCAAGCAUUGGAAAGAGAAAGAGAUUGACAGCGUAGAACGGAGACUCCAAGGAGGAUGUCCCAUGUCACCAAGAGAAGCAGCCAUGUUCCUCAAAGCCAUGGGAUAUCCUUCCACCACAACCAUCUACAUUGUUGCAGGAGAGAUAUAUGGCAGCAAUAGCAUGGCAGCCUUUCGGGCAGAGUACCCUAAUGUCUUCUCUCACUCCACUCUUGCAACAGAAGAAGAGUUAGAGCCCUUCAAGCCUUACCAAAAUCGACUUGCUGCAUUGGAUUAUAUCGUGGCACUUGAUAGCGAUGUUUUCGUUUACACCUAUGAUGGAAACAUGGCAAAGGCAGUUCAGGGCCAUAGGAGAUUCGAUGGAUUUAAGAAGACUAUUAACCCUGACAGGCAAAGUUUUGUUAAACUGAUUGAUCAGUUAGAUGAGCAUAAUUUAUCAUGGGACGAGUUUUCGUCAGAGGUUAAGAGUCUACAUUCACACAGGCUUGGUACACCAUAUCUGAGACAGAUUGGAGAGUCACCAAGGUUGGAGGAGAACUUUUAUGCAAACCCUUUUCCUGGUUGCAUAUGUAACAAGACUCGAGAGCCGAUUACAAGCUCAAAGUUUGUACAGACACAUAGACGAAGUUUGAGGACGACCACAGCUCAAAGAGAGUGACUAAAGUGAGUGAUGAGAGUGAAUAUACAACUUAUAAUGUUAUUGCUUUUAGUGGUAGCUGCUAUUGGUUUUGCAAAUUUGCUGUCUUUGCUCAUUGGAAGACUGCAGCUCACUACAAGGUCGAAGAAGUUGAGGAUUCCCUCGUGAUGAUUUGAACAUACAAAGUUUUAAGAGUUUUGGUGUACCAACAUAUGAGGGGCUCUGUCUUUACCUGUGAAUUUUUUUUUUGGAAAGCAGAGAAGAUGGUUACAUUUUCUUUUAAAGGAAAUUCAGGAUAGUUUCAAUGGUACAGAUGCAGCAUCCCUGUCAAAUAUUGAGGUAUAAAUUCGUUAAUUCGUUAUUUUUCUUUCUUUCUUUUGAUUUGAUUGUCAAAGCCAAUAGUCAAAUUGAGCUCCAUUGGUAAUUGAAUUAAAAGUUCAUAUACUUCAGAAUUGUUUCAUAAUACAAAUCAUAUCAGGUUAUACAUUCA
This is a messenger RNA of Humulus lupulus (European hop), 2814 nucleotides long. RefSeq names its product O-fucosyltransferase 19. Gene Ontology annotation, cellular component: cytoplasm. Bases 387 to 2345 code for a protein of 652 amino acids. NCBI's taxonomy places the organism in Eukaryota, Viridiplantae, Streptophyta, Magnoliopsida, Rosales, Cannabaceae. The transcript has 8 exons. The record is from RefSeq and is a predicted model, not a curated record.